Messenger RNA from Capsicum annuum, 717 nucleotides. RefSeq names its product 50S ribosomal protein L14, chloroplastic-like. Gene Ontology annotation, biological process: translation. Gene Ontology annotation, cellular component: cytosolic large ribosomal subunit; ribosome. Gene Ontology annotation, molecular function: large ribosomal subunit rRNA binding; structural constituent of ribosome. The coding region runs from base 391 to 702 and encodes 103 amino acids. NCBI's taxonomy places the organism in Eukaryota, Viridiplantae, Streptophyta, Magnoliopsida, Solanales, Solanaceae. The transcript has a single exon. The record is from RefSeq and is a predicted model, not a curated record.
AGAACCAGGACGACGAGCAAUGACAUGAAAUGCAAGUCGUGGUGGAAAAAUAUGGAUACGUAUAUUUCCAGACAAACUAGUUACACUAAGACCCACAGAAACACGUAUGGGUUCAGGAAAAGGAUCCCAUGAAUAUUGGGUAGCUGUUGUUAAACCGGGGAAAAUACUUUAUGAAAUGGGUGGAGUAACAGAAAAUAUAGCCAGAAGGUCUAUUUCACUAGAAGCAUCCAAAAUGCCUAUACGAACUCAAUUCAUUAUUUCGUAAUGUAAUAGACAAAAAUGUAGAAAGGGCUCUUAGAUAUGAAACAAAACCACAUGUUUCUUUUUUCUUGGACAAAAAUAUUUCUUUUUUUUUCUUUGCCCUUUGCAUUCAAAUAACGAAUUAAAAAAAUGAUUCAACCUCAGACCCAUUUAAAUGUAGCAGAUAAUAGUGAGGCUCGAGAAUUGAUGUGUAUUCGAAUCAUAGGAGCUAGCAAUCGUCGAUAUGCUCAUAUUGGUGACGUUAUUGUUGUUGUGAUCAAAGAAGCAGUACCAAAUAUGCCCCUAGAAAGAUCAGAAGCAGUCAGGGCUGUAAUUAGGCGUACCUAUAAAGAACUCAAAUGUGACAACGGGAUAAUAAUACGAUAUGAUGACAAUGCUGCGGUUGUUAUUGAUCAAGAAGGAAAUCCAAAAGGAACUCGAAUUUUUGGUGCAAUCGCCUGAGAAUUGAGAGAAUUA